UUUCGUCGGCUUUCCUAACCAGUUAUCUCCGCGAAAAACCAUGAUGAAUUAACUUUGUAAGAGGGAAGAAAAUUUGCCCUCACUAAUAUUAUCAGUCCGCAAGCGCAAAGUCUUUGUCCAAAAUGACUAUUCCAAGUAUCAGUUUAUUUGCAUUCGUAGCGUCCAGCUCGCAUUCUCGUAUUACUCUGAGCUCAAUCAAGCUGAUAACACCGCCGAUAAUUUCGUUUUGAAAGUUUUGUAGUUUUUAGUGAACAUUUUGUUCAUAUCCACUUCCAACCAAUAAGACUUAGUGAUAUUCCCCGUGAGUUAAUUUUUGAAUCGCAAUCAAGUUGUACUCUAGUUGCUCAAGUAGAUUUUAGUACACGAAAGAAAAACCUUCUUACGAAGUAGACUUUCACACUUGAAUUGCCUACCGUAAAUUUGAAUUGCAUAGAAGGCUGUAGGCAUCGCAUAAACAUCACGUAGGCGCUUUUUUCCCGCUUUUACAUUGGUAUGCUUGCCAUUUGACUCAAUUCCACAGCUGCUUGGAUCAGGGCUUAAUGAAAUUGAGACAACAUGGCUGAUACUUGUGAAGAAAGAUGGCAGACCAGAAAGAGCACAGUUCUGGAGAGAAACAUGCACAUGUAUAACAAUCCUGUUAUGAGCGACAUCAACUUUGCCUUUCCUGAUCACGAAAAGCGAAUCAUUUCAGCGCACAAAUAUGUCCUCGCCACCAGCAGUCCUGUGUUCUUUGUUAUGUUCUAUGGGGAGCUGCGCGAGACGAAUGAAACGAUUGAAAUUGGGGAGUCUGAUCCAGACAUCUUCCUCCAGUUUCUGCGUUUCUUAUAUUGCGACGAUGCGAGUUUUCAAAAUGAGAACAACGCUAUCCAGCUGUUGUAUCUAGCUGAUAAAUACGACGUUCCUUCGCUUGCGGCAAAAUGUAAUGAAUUCCAAGAUCGAGCCAUGGAGCCGCUAAAUGCCUUUGGUAUCGUCCCUCAUGCUCGGAAACUAAACCAUGAAAAGUUGGAGAGGAGCUGCUGGGAAGUGAUCGAUUACAACGCAAAAGAAAUCAUGGAUGAUAAUUCGUUUUCCGAGCUCAGUCAUGAAUUAUUGCUCGAUGUCGUCAAAAGAUCUUCGUUACGCAUCGAUGAGGUAUCAUUGUUCAAAGCAGUGGAUCGCUGGGCGACAAAAAGAUGCGCAGAUGAAACCAUGGCUGUGGAUGGAGCCAGCAAAAGGUCACUCCUAGGAGAGGAAUUGUUGAGGAAAAUUCGGUUUCCAGUCAUGUCGCCUCAAGAGUUUUCAGACGCUGUGAUUCCCUCAGAUGAGAUAAUCGAUGUCCUCAAGCAGUUUUCUUCUGUCUCUAUUUCCGGCGCAUAUAAGUUCUUGUCUGAUCCCCGAACAAAAGGCGAUGUGUCCGCUGAUUCCUGUGCGCUAGGUACUGAAUGGAGCCAUACUUCUGGGUCAAGGUCUUUCUUGGACAAGAUGCAUCGGUGGAAAAGAGGAGUGCUAACAUUCACACUGAGAAGGCCGAUUCGGUUGUGCGGUGUAACCAUCAUCACAAAAGUUUCUCACCCUGAGAGCGUGUCUGUCUCCAGAGGAGGCAAAAUUUUGCGAAUGAUCAAAAACCACAAAUCUCUGUUGGAACGAGAAAGGCCAGGAAUUAAGAGAAUUAAUGUAAUUUUUGAUAGACCUGUUCUCCUAUAUGAAAAUUUUUGUUACACUAUUGAAACUUCAACAGGUUCCACGCAUGACUCCAGUUUCGCCGUAUUGUCUUCUUCUUUGAUGCCCUUUUACUCAGAAAAACCCGACUCUGAACACAAUCGAAACAGAGUUAACUCAAAUACUUUAGUGUCUGGUGUUUGUUCCGGAAAAUUCACCCCCAUUCCAGCUGAUAAUCACUACAUAGGAGAAGUAUUGGCACUUCUAUUUCAGCCAGCCGUUAUGAAGAAGAAAUGAAUCCUAAUCUUCGAUGCAAAAAAACAAAAUCGCGAAGCAAAAAUGUAUGACACUUACUAUUUUUAGUUUGUAGAAUAUACAUUUAAGCGAGAAUAAGCUGUAGUUUUACUUUUUCCUUAAAUCAGUUAGUAAUUUCUAGGCGCGGGGCUGGCUUACUUGGUUACUGAAGCCUAUCACUGAAGUGUUGAAAACAUGCGUUCGACCCAAUUUAAAACUCUUCAACGGCUUUAUAGCCUUAUUACGACAGUUUCGACAGAUUGCGCAAACCUAGAGGAAAUUCUUUAGGUUGGGCCCCAUUUUGCAUUUUGGCAAAUCUUCGUGGAUGCAUUCGCUACUUCUCCGCAUUUGUAAUAUUCAGUCAGCAAUGAUAUCAGUUAUAUCCUAAAAAGGACGCUGAAUCUUAAGUUCCACUGUUAGUGGGAUGUGGGGUUAGUUGUGAAUAUGCUAUUUAUAAAACGAAUUUUUUUUUGCCUCGGGAGGGAUAAAUCGAUCGCUACUAGAACGGACGAACUGAUGAAUGUUCCAGAAAGCAAGUCUUUGCAGCAAGACUGGUUCUCAUAUCUUGUUUGAGAUCCACAACGAAGAAUGGAGUCCAGUCUUUUAGCAGACCCAUCGUGUAGAUCUGUUUUUGAAUAAGUACUGUCAUUGCUUUUUUGAUCAAAAGAAAUGGAAACUGGAUUCUUCUGCAGGUCUUAAUUUUUAGUAUGACGUUUACAUGAUAAUGUAUAACUAUUUUGGAAAUAAAAGCACA
Stylophora pistillata is the source of this 2686-nucleotide messenger RNA. Its product is annotated as BTB/POZ domain-containing protein 6. The record is from RefSeq and is a predicted model, not a curated record. NCBI's taxonomy places the organism in Eukaryota, Metazoa, Cnidaria, Anthozoa, Scleractinia, Pocilloporidae. Gene Ontology annotation, biological process: neurogenesis. Gene Ontology annotation, molecular function: protein binding. Gene Ontology annotation, cellular component: cytosol.